AUGCCCCUGUGGAUGGAAAAUUCUGGAUCUCGAUGCUUUAAGUUUUUCUCCACGUCUGUUAACUGGAACACAGCAGAGAAAAACUGUCAAAGUCUUGGUGCGAAUCUUGCUUCGGUGCAUAAGAAAGCAGACAAUAUUUUUCUGCUGAGUUUGGUUCCUGCUUCCACGCGCUGCUGGAUUGGUGGUCAUGGUGGUGAACAAGAUGGACAGUGGUUGUGGACUGAUGGAUCUAGGUUUAGUUAUACCAACUGGUGCUCAGGAGAGCCUAGUAAGGGGAACGAGAACUGCUUGGAGAUCAAUUGGACAUCAAAGCGUUGCUGGAACAAUCUGGGCUGUUCAACCGCAUUGGGCUAUUUGUGUGCUAAAAAACUGUGAUUGAAUGCAGUCAUCCUGUUACAGUUGCCUGUACUGCUCACUUUACAGUGUUGAGAAUAACUUCAACUGAAUAUCCUAAUACCUUCUCUGUAUCCCCAAUAAAACCAAAGUAA
Danio aesculapii is the source of this 488-nucleotide messenger RNA. Its product is annotated as ladderlectin-like. Gene Ontology annotation, molecular function: signaling receptor activity. Lineage: Eukaryota; Metazoa; Chordata; Actinopteri; Cypriniformes; Danionidae. The record is from RefSeq and is a predicted model, not a curated record. The coding region runs from base 1 to 375 and encodes 124 amino acids. The transcript has 4 exons.